GCAGAAGGGGCAAAGGUCUUGGUCACAGUCCCACUUCUCUUCCUCCCCCCUUGCAACUAACCGCUGUUUGUAUAAAGGAAGCGGUUGACUUUGUAGCUGACAAAUGUGGAGGUGAAGUGCUUCUGGUCAAAAUGAUUCAGCAAGAAACCGCCCGGGCCGCCCCCCGCAGCAGCCCCGGGACGGCGGGCACUCACAGGGUGGGCAGGGGGGCUCUGCUCGCCCUCUGCUGCCUCGCCCUCUGCAGCCGCGGCCUGAGCACCAGCGGGGCUCCUGAGCGAGACUUUUGCUCCCAGAUCCUCAACUCGAGUGUGAAGCCAGGCUUUCCCAAAGCAAUAGAGACCAAUGACCCCGGAGUCCACAGGGCGGCCAGACACAGUGCCGAGAAGUUCAACAACUGCAGCAAUGACGUCUUUCUGUUCAGGGAGUCCCGCGUCAGCAGGGCCCUGGUCCAGAUAGUGAACGGCUUGAAAUACGUGCUGAGCUUGGAGAUUGGCAGGACUACUUGCAAGAAAACCAAGCACCCCAGUCUGGACAGCUGCAACUUUCAGACCAACCACACCCUGCAGCGGACUCUGAGCUGCUACUCCGAAGUCUGGGUCGUCCCCUGGCUGCAGAAGUGCGAGGUGCCAGUUCUCCUCUGUCACUGAUGCACCCAGACCACCAGUGACGAUCUGUGCCGAUCCACAGCUCCUGUGCCGUUUGUUGCCCUCAGUCAUGGCCCUGCUCCCUGCUGUCACAGACCCCCGGGGCCUUCCCCAGGUUGCAAGACGGAGGUGCCCAUGGGUCCGUGACAGAGCAGCCGGGGUGGCAGGCACUGCCCAUGGUAACAUGCACUAUGUUGCACUUUCUUCUGGACUUAGCUGCUUGUACCAGUGCUGUGCGCCACAACUCGGUCUGAACAUGAGGGACUGAGUCCUCUGACGGGUAUUAUUCGGGCCCCACUAAGGGGCCCCCACCCACCCGAUCACCCCGAGGUCCCAGGCUCGCCCACAGAAGGCCAGAGAUGCAUCUUUUGUGUGAAGUGGUUCCCGCACGAGGCAGCGGCCCCAGCCCACCGUCGGGCAUCUUGACCUUUUGUGGGUGAAUGAAGUCAUGAGUAAAUACAUUAAGAACCAGCCGUCUCAAAGCCAUGGCUGUUGCUUUACCUGAUAAGGGAGAGUCAAGAGGUGAGGUGAGCCCUGUGGGCGCUCCACC
This is a messenger RNA of Manis pentadactyla (Chinese pangolin), 1194 nucleotides long. RefSeq names its product cystatin F (gene CST7). Gene Ontology annotation, biological process: immune response; positive regulation of myelination; negative regulation of microglial cell activation. Gene Ontology annotation, cellular component: Golgi apparatus; endoplasmic reticulum; late endosome. The coding region runs from base 132 to 647 and encodes 171 amino acids. Lineage: Eukaryota; Metazoa; Chordata; Mammalia; Pholidota; Manidae. Gene Ontology annotation, molecular function: cysteine-type endopeptidase inhibitor activity. The record is from RefSeq and is a predicted model, not a curated record. The transcript has 4 exons.